Messenger RNA from Raphanus sativus (radish), 6097 nucleotides. RefSeq names its product BEACH domain-containing protein A2-like. The transcript has 16 exons. The record is from RefSeq and is a predicted model, not a curated record. The annotation marks the transcript as partial. Lineage: Eukaryota; Viridiplantae; Streptophyta; Magnoliopsida; Brassicales; Brassicaceae.
GACUUUGACUCUGUUUGAAGCGAAAAACAAGGCGCGGAGAAAUGAAGACGAAGAGAAGAAACAGCUGCAAAAAAAAACCACACACAAAUUUGCAGAAAAAACUGUUCGUUGAUCGAAGAAUCGCUAGAAACGGUAUCCGUGUACCGGAUCUAAGGUCGGGUUAAGGCUAACCGGAUGCGAGUUUCCGGAAUCGAAACGGUGGAACGAUAUGAACUGGGGAACAUUGCUCAAGGACUUCAAGGAUAAGGUCGGAUUCGCUGACGCAACCGCCGCCGGCGACGCUUCUUCUUCCCGCGACCUCGUUCUUCCGCCGUCUCCACCCUCACCUUCCACGUCCUCUAGCCACGCCGCCUCUCCUCAACAUGACCUCAGUUUAUUAUCUCCCACAAGUCGAGAGAAAUAUAACUUGGAGGUGGAGUUUAGGAGACACUGGGAAGACUUCUCUUCAUCCACCUCUGAACAGGAGAAAGAAGCCGCCUUGAAUAUGACUGUGAAUACGUUUUGUACACUAGCCAAGCAGCAUGCCAACAUAGAUCAGUUAGUUACCAUGUUAGUAGAAACACAUGUAUUCUCCUUUGUCAUUGGGAGAGCAUUUGUGACAGAUAUUGAAAAGUUAAAGAUUAGCAGCAAGACAAGGUCACUGGAUGUAGAGAAAGUAAUAGAGUUUUUUUCUCAAGUCACCGAGGAAGGUAUAUGUCACGGUGAAAACCUUUUAACUGCUGUUGAAGUCCUUGUAUCUGGGCACAUUGACAAACAGUCUCUACUGGAUUCUGGGAUAUUGGGUUGUCUUAUACACACUCUCAAUGCGCUUCUAACAUAUAGUGUAGCCAGUGAAGGUGAAAAAUCUGUUAAUUUGGAAGAAAAGUUGGAGGAAAGCGUUAUCCAUAUCAUGAAAGCACUGGCAAGCCAUCCUUAUGCUGCACAGAGUUUGAUGGAAGAUGACUCCCUUCAGUUACUUUUCAAAAUAGUUUCUAGUGGUUCUGUCGUGGCUUUCUCUCAAUACAAAGAAGGUUUAGUUUCAUACCGUAACAUACAGCUUCAAAGACAUGCAAUGCAGAUUCUUGGCCAGCUUCUUGUCAAUGACAAUGGGAGCACAGCAAGCUACAUACGUAAACAUUAUCUGGUAAAGGUUCUCCUAAUGGCUAUCAAAGAUUUUGAUCCAGAUUGUGGGGACUCAGCCUAUACAAUGGGCAUUGUGGAUUUGUUACUUGAAUGUGUGGAACUGUCGUACAGACCUGAAACUGGUGGGGUCAGGCUAAAGGAGGACAUACGAAAUGCACAUGGUUACCAUUUUCUUGUACAGUUUGCCCUGGUUCUGUCUUCCAUGCCAAAAGAUAUAGUUGCUGCCUCUAGUAAUUUAUCUCAACACCACAAUAGUGGUUCGGAUGACUCUGAAAUACAGUCACCCCAUUCAAUGAAUAGUAGGCAGAAUGAUGAGUUUGGAUCACAAAGUUUCUCCCCUUCACUAUCAAGAUUGCUUGAUGUUCUUGUCACCUUGGCGCAGACUGGUCCCGUUGAGUUAUUUGGAGGAAGUACCUCACAACUACCUCAAACAAACCCCAGAAGUCAAACACCGUCUGAUAGCAAUCUGUAUAAUGAGACAUGGGAACAAGGAAGUGGUAAAGUAAAAGACCUUGAAGCUGUCCAAAUGUUGCAAGAUAUCUUUCUGAAAGCAGAGAACAAGGAUCUUCAGGCUGAAGUGUUGAACCGAAUGUUUAAAAUAUUCUCAAGCCAUAUGGAAAACUAUAGAAUGUGCCAAGAACUAAGGACUGUUCCACUUCUCGUGCUGAAUAUGGGUGAUUUUCCUUCCUCACAGCAAGAGAUAAUCCUCAAAAUUCUUGAAUAUGCUGUCACAGUUGUAAACUGUGUUCCAGAGCAAGAGCUGUUGUCACUUUGUUUCUUGCUUCAACAGCCAAUCAAUUCUGAGUUGAAGCAUACCAUACUUUCUUUCUUUGUAAAGCUGACAUCUUUUGAUGUACAGUACAAGAAAGUCCUAGGUGAAGUUGGUGUUUUGGAAGUCUUACAAGAUGAUCUGAGACAGCACAAACUUCUCAUGGGUCCAGAUCAAUUUAGUGGUGUUUCCAAUCAUUUGAAUCGGGUACCUAGUUCACCUAGCUUUAAACAACACCUAGAUAAUAAGGAUGCCAUCAUUUCAUCACCAAAGCUGAUGGAAUCUGGUUCAGGAAUAUUACCUAUCUUUGAAGUUGAAAGAACUAUUACCGUUGGUUGGGAGUGUAUGACCUCUUUACUAAAGAAAUCUGAAGCUAAUCAGGAAGCUUUUCGUUCUGCCAAUGGUGUGACCGUUAUUCUUCCACUGCUGCUCUCUGAUGACCAUCGUACUGGCGUUUUGCGAGUUUUGUCAUGCUUAAUCACGGAAGACACUAAUCAGGUCCACCAUGAAGAGUUACAAACUGUUAUCGAUGUGUUGAAGAGUGGAGUGGUCACUGGAAUCUCUGGUCAUCAAUACAAUCUUCAUCAUGAAGCCAUAUGUGAUACCAUGGGUGCUCUGUGGCGUAUUCUUGGGGUUAAUGGCUCUGCUCAAAGAGUGUUUGGUGAAGCCACUGGUUUCUCUCUUCUACUGACCACUCUUCAUACGUUCCCGGAAGUAGAAUGCAGGGAUGACUCUCAUUUGAUGGUUCACAUCAAAUUGUUCAAACAUGUAUUGCGCCUCAUGACAUCUGCAGUGUGUGAGAAUGCUGUUAAUAGGGUGAAACUGCACAGUGUCAUUAUAUCUCAGACGUUUUAUGAUAUUUUGGUGGAGUCAGGUUUGAUGUGUGUUGAUCUGGAAAGACAGGUGAUACAACUGUUGUUAGAACUCGCACUUGAAGUUUUGCUUCCACCUUUUGUGACAUCAGAAUCUAUGGCCUCAGCUGAGAUGGCAGAAAGUGAAAAGUCAAGCUUUCUUGUAAAAACCCCAUCUGGGCAAUUUAACCCUGACAAGCAGAGGAUAUAUAAUGCAGGUGCUAUCAGAGUUCUGAUCCGUUCACUGUUGCUUUUUAGUGCAAAAAUCCAGUUGGAAUUUCUAAAUCUUUUGGAAAGACUUGCACGUGCCACCCCAUUCAACCAGGAAAUUCUCACGUCAGCUGGUUGUGUCGAACUUCUGCUGGAGAUUAUCCACCCAUUUCUUCCGAGUUCAUCUCCAUUUCUUUCUCAUGUCUUAAAGAUUGUUGAAGUUCUUGGGGCGUACAGAUUGUCCCCUUCUGAACUCAAAAUGCUUUGUAGAUAUGGUCUGCAAAUGAGGGUUAGGAAUUCAGGUCAGGCGAUAGUUGGUAUGAUGGAAAAGCUAAUUCUCAUGGAAGACACAGGAAUGGAACAUGGUUCCCUGGCUCCAUUUGUAGAGAUGGACAUGAAAAAAACUGGGCAUGCUUCUGUUCAAGUGUCCCUGGGAGAAAGAUCUUGGCCUCCUGCUGCUGGUUAUUCAUUUGUUUGUUGGUUCCAGUCUCGAAACUUUUUUGCAACCCAAGGAAAAGUAGCAGGAGAGUAUGAAGCUGGUGGUUCAUCAAAGACGCAGGUUCUGAGUGGGCAGCAAAGUGAACAAAAUGUUUUCCGGAUAUUUUCUAUUGGUGCAAGUAACGAAAGUCCACUCUACGCGGAACUUUAUUUUCAAGAGGAUGAUAUUCUGACCCUUGCCACUAGCAAUUCAAAUUCUUUGUCAUUUUCUGGAUUAGAAACUGAGGAGGGCAAGUGGCAUCACCUUGCUGUUGUCCAUAGUAAGCCUAAUGCUCUUGCCGGACUCUUCCAAGCUAGCAUCGCAUAUGUUUACAUUGACGGAAAACUAAGGCACAUGGGUAAAUUGGGUUAUUCUCCUUCACCUGUUGGAAAAUCAUUGCAAGUAACAAUUGGAACUCCAGCUACGUCUGCCAGGGUAAGCGAUUUGACAUGGAAAAUACGCUCAUGUUAUCUUUUCGAGGAGGUGCUUACAUCAGGCUGCAUUGGUUUCAUGUAUAUUCUUGGUAGAGGGUAUAAAGGUCUUUUUCAGGAUGCAUACCUCUUACGUUUCGUGCCUAAUCAGGCUUGUGGUGGGGGCAGCAUGGCUAUCCUUGACUCGUUAAACGCUGACAUACUGUCAUCGUCCAAUAGCCAAAAAUUUGAGGAAAGUAAUAGACAAGGGGAUUCUAAAGCAGAUGGUAGUGGGAUUGUAUGGGAUCUCGAGAGGUUAGGAAAUCUUUCCUAUCAGUUAGCUGGUAAGAAACUUAUUUUUGCAUUUGAUGGAACAUGCUCAGAGUUCAUGCACGCGGUUGGAAAUUUUACCCUCCUCAAUCUGGUUGACCCAUUGUCCGCGGCUGCUUCUCCUAUUGGAGGAAUACCACGUUUCGGGCGCCUGGUGGGAAAUGCGACUAUUUGCAGACAAAAUGUGAUUGGCAAUACUAUCCGCCAUGUGGGAGGAAUGGCUGUUGUAAUUGCACUUGUUGAGGCUGCUGAAUCUAGAGAUAUGUUACAUAUGGCUCUUUCAUUGCUUGCAUGUGCCCUUCAUCAGAAUUCUCAGAAUGUAAAGGAUAUGGAAACAUACAAGGGCUAUCAUUUACUAGCUCUGUUUUUACGUCCCAAGAUGGCCCUUUUUGACAUGCAAUGUUUGGAGAUGUUUUUCCAGAUUUCUGCAUGCGAAGCGUUCUUUUCAGAGCCAAAGAAGUUGGAGAGGGGACAGACUACCAUUAGUAUGUCACCUACGAAGAAUAUGCCCGAAAACAAUUAUGAGGAUAUUAGUCUGUCAAAGUUUCAAUCUGAAACUUCUUCAGUUGGAUCUCAUGGAUAUAUGGAUGAUUUUUCAGCGCCCAAAGAUUCUUUUAGUCAGUUAUCUGAGCUAGAAAUUGGAGAUAUUCCUGUUGAAACUUCAAAUUGCAUUGUCUUAUCCAAUGCAGAUAUGGUGGAACAUGUCCUCCUGGACUGGACUCUCUGGGUGACAGCCCCUGUUUCCAUCCAGAUCGCCUUACUUGGUUUCCUGGAGAAUCUGGUCUCAAUGCUUUGGUACAGGAGUCACAAUCUUACAAUCCUGCGCCGAAUCAACCUGGUAGAACACUUGUUAGUAACACUUCAACGAGGGGAUGUGGAAGUUCUUGUCCUAGAAAAACUAGUUGUUCUUCUUGGAUGCAUCUUAGAAGAUGGGUUCCUUACUUCUGAGCUUGAAAAUGUUAUUAGGUUUGUGAUUAUGACAUUUAAUCCACCUGAAAUAAAGUCUCGAAACUCACCAAGGCGAGAGUCAAUGGGAAAGCAUGUAAUUGUGAGAAACUUGCUUUUGGAAAUGCUUAUUGACCUCCAGGUAACUAUAAAAGCAGAAGAACUGCUGGAGCAGUGGCAUAAGAUGGUAUCAUCAAAAUUAAUAACGUACUUCCUUGAUGAAGCUGUGCAUCCUACUAGUAUGAGAUGGAUCAUGACUCUUCUCGGUGUUUGCCUGGCUUCUUCCCCAAACUUUUCUCUUAAAUUUUCUACAAAUGGAGGUUAUCAGGGGCUGACACGGGUACUUCAAAGCUUUUAUGAUUCCCCAGACAUAUAUUACAUUUUGUUCUGCUUGAUAUUUGGGAAACCUGUUUAUCCAAGACUACCUGAGGUCCGGAUGUUAGACUUUCAUGCACUAGUGCCGAAUGAUGGAAGCCAUGUAGAGUUGAAGUUUUUAGAUCUGUUCGAUUCAGUGGUUGCCAUGGCUAAAUCUACAUUUGACAGAUUGAUCAUGCAAUCAAUGAUUGCCCACCAGUCUGGAAACCUUUCACAGGUGAGCGCUAGCUUUGUAGCUAAGCUUGUUGGGGGAAAUGUAGAUAUGACAGGGGAGCUUCAAGGGGAUGCUUUAAUGCAUAAAACAUACGCGGCACGGUUGAUGGGUGGCGAAGCAUCAGCUCCUGCUGCUGCGACAUCUGUUAUCCGUUUCAUGGUUGAUCUUGCAAAGAUGUGCCCUCCAUUUUCAGCUGCUUGCAGAAGAGCAGAAUUUCUCCAAAAUUGUGCUGAUCUUUACUUUUCGUGUGUCAGGGCUGCUCAUGCUGUGCAGAUGGUCAAACAGCUCUCAAUGAAAGCAGAGGAGCAGAGUCUAAGUGGUGGCGAUGAUAAUAGCACACAAGGCGUUUUCUCAAACUUGCCUCACGAUCUGGACCAGUCCACAAAAACCUCC